AUGUUAAGAAUGAUGAACAAUGAUGCUCUAAUUCAUCAUAGUUGUUCUAUGAUCAACAUUAAAAGUCUUGACGUAGAUCGAUAUCGUCAAGAAGCUAUAGCUCAACAUAAUAUAUAUCGAGCACAAUGUAAGGCUGGUGAUUUACAAAAAAAUGCAACACUCGAUCAAAUAGCUCAAAAUUGGUGUGAACAACUAGCAGCAACAAAUCAAUUUAAUCAUAGUGGUACAAUAGAAUAUGGUGAAAAUAGUUAUAAAAAAACUCCAUUCGAUUUUAAUAAUGAUAGUGGUGCAACACCUGUCAUAACUUGGUUUAGUGAAAAACCGAAAUAUACUGUAACAGAUCCAACAAAUGCUUUACAUUUUACACAAGUUGUUUGGAGAAGUACAAAAUUUUUUGGUUUAGGUGUAUGCAAUGCACCCACUGGGGGUGUGAUCUUUGUCGCUAACUAUUAUCCAAGAGGAAAUUAUAAAGAUCAAUUUGCUCAAAAUGUACUUUGUUAA
This is a messenger RNA of Rotaria sp. Silwood1, 501 nucleotides long. NCBI's taxonomy places the organism in Eukaryota, Metazoa, Rotifera, Eurotatoria, Philodinida, Philodinidae. The record is from the annotation of a GenBank genome assembly.